UAUAACUUACAAGCUGGACACUUCUAGGGCAGAAGAGCGAGCCUCAGAACUCCAAUUUCAAGACGUGAGAAGCACUGUGAGCCACUGUGAUAGUAUUCAAACCAUCCUUGGCGCUGCAUUUGGCGAGGAAGUAGAGGAUGAAGGGCAGCCAGCUCUCCUCAUCGGCGAAGCGCAUUCAGAAGGAGCUCGCAGAGAUUAGCUUGGACCCGCCCUGCAACUGCUCGGCUGGGCCAAAGGGUGACAACCUAUAUGAGUGGGUGUCAACGAUUGUGGGACCAUCAGGAUGCCCCUACUCGGGAGGCGUUUUCUUCCUAGACAUCACCUUCCCGCACGACUAUCCGUUCAAGCCACCGAAGAUUGUCUUCCGCACGCGCAUCUACCACUGCAACGUGAACAGCCAAGGGCAGAUUUGCCUGGACAUCCUCAAAGACCAGUGGAGCCCGGCGCUGACCAUCUCUAAAGUGCUGCUGUCCAUCUGCUCACUGCUCACGGACUGCAACCCCAAGGACCCGCUGGUGGGCUCCAUCGCUAAGCAGUACAUGGAGGACCGCGAGCUUCACGACAAGACGGCCGCGGAGUGGACCAAGCGCUACGCGCAGGGCUAAAGGCCCGACCGCAACAGCAGCAAUGGCUGCGGAGCUGUAGCAGCCAAAGGAGCUGUAGCAGCUGUGGUGCAGCGUAGAGGCCAUGCGGGCGCGCAGCUCGGCGCGCCCGGUCUCGUGCGAAAGCUGCCAUCGCGCUUCCCACCCGCACACGGGGGUGGAGGGCUGGGCUGAGUAGGGUAUGGCGGCAGGGAUAGUUCGCAAUGGGAGAUUUGGCGCUGGCCCAUGCGCGCCACGCUUGUAUGCACACCAGCAUUUAUGCUUAGGAGUCACGUCUGACUGCAGCAGGAGUUGGUCGCGCGAUGGCAGCAGGGGCUUUCACGCGGCAACUGGGAGAUGGCGUGCACGUUGCAGUUUUCCGCUGUGCAGCGUCCCAACCGUUUCGCGUGUUGUACUAUUAGGAUUGCGGUGCGUGAAUCCUUGCAGGAGUACAUGUAGUUAGGUCAAUGCGGACGGUCGAUGCGGAGUGCCAUGGCAUUGGCCAGCAGGCCGCGUUGGCAUGGUGUGUGAUGGGACAGGGUUUAGGCAGGUUGGCGAGGUCCCGUAGGGUGCAGCUGACGCCCAUACCCCAAGCAGACGGCAAGCCAGUUGCAGCGGCAGAGCAGAAGUGCAUGGCUGGCCGCGUUGGCAUGGUGGUGAGCAUAUCGCUUCACAUGCGGCAGAGCGAGUCAGCCCACACCCUUAUUUGACGGCUGAGAGCGGUCGUCGGCACCACCGUGUACGUGAGCUGGUGCUAGGCGUGGCAGGUCUAGGUCAGGUCUAUCUGGCAUUCAGCCCUUCAAGGGACGCCUAUACUGUUGUUAGCUGGCCGCCUCUGUUGAUUGUGGGUGAUGAGUUGUAUGUUUGCUAGGCAUUGCAGGCAGCAACAGUCACCCCAUGCUCACCCAGAGAUGAAACGCGUAUAAUUUAAUACACAAGGGAUG
Chlamydomonas reinhardtii is the source of this 1525-nucleotide messenger RNA. RefSeq lists its product as uncharacterized. Gene Ontology annotation, cellular component: nucleus. The transcript is spliced from 5 exons. Gene Ontology annotation, molecular function: ubiquitin conjugating enzyme activity. The record is from RefSeq and is a predicted model, not a curated record. The coding region runs from base 138 to 605 and encodes 155 amino acids. Gene Ontology annotation, biological process: protein polyubiquitination. NCBI's taxonomy places the organism in Eukaryota, Viridiplantae, Chlorophyta, Chlorophyceae, Chlamydomonadales, Chlamydomonadaceae.